Molecule: messenger RNA, 2854 nt
Organism: Silurus meridionalis
Lineage: Eukaryota; Metazoa; Chordata; Actinopteri; Siluriformes; Siluridae
Gene: mcrs1
Product: microspherule protein 1
Exons: 14
Coding region: 423-1868 (481 amino acids)
Biological process (GO): positive regulation of transcription by RNA polymerase II
Cellular component (GO): MLL1 complex; NSL complex; Ino80 complex
Molecular function (GO): protein binding; G-quadruplex RNA binding
Source: RefSeq, a predicted model, not a curated record
AGGUGCUCAAAUGCUGCUGGCUUCACUCAGCUGUUAGUUACACCCUUUUUUUUUUUUUUUAUAUGUAUAAACAAAUAUUGAAAAAGUCGAAAUUAUUUUGAAACGACCCUGAGCAAAACCAAAUAUAUAAAUAUUUAUUCCGCAUAAAAUUUUUUGGUUGCUUUUACUUCACUAAAUUGUACUCGGCUAGCAUGCGCUAGAGCGUUAUCUCAGUUAAACAAAGGUUUAGCCGUGUUAGCAUGCUAACUGCUAACUAGCAGAGCUUCUUUAGCAUCUUGACAAAUUUUAAAUAGUUGGAAAACAGAUCAGCAGGAAUAUUACUAUCUGAAUUAUUCUGUAAUGUAAAGGGAUUAUGAAUGCAACACUGGGGGUAAAUUCAGCGUUACAUUAAAACGUAAUGCUGCACUGAUAGCAGAGACGCCAUGGAUAAAGAUGUUAAGGCAGAUGUGGUCCCUACAAUGGUUGGAGGGGUAAAUGUGGCAAAUCUGGCAGCUCAGAGCAGAUCGGAAGAUGAAGAUCAAGCCAUUGGGAAGGACAUAAAGAGACCAGCAGCUCAGGCCUUCAGUGGAGGAGGUUUGGUUCCAAAAAGAAGAAGCUCUUCUAGGUCAAUUAAGAGGAAGAAGUUUGAUGAUGAGCUGGUUGAGAGCAGUCUGGUUAAAUCCUCCAGCAGGGUUAAAGGUCCACCAGGCAUGGAGCCGAUCCGCUGCCCUGGAGCCGAGCCGUCAUCCAGCGAGAAAAAGAAGGUUUCCAAGUCCAGUACAUCUCUAACGCCUCCUCUCACUAUGGUGAUCACUCCGCCCCCAAUUGCCAAACGAGUAAAGAAGAGCAAGCAGCCUCUGCAGAUCACUAAAGACCUGGGACGCUGGAAGCCCACAGACGACUUGCUGCUCAUAAAUGCUGUGCUACAGACUACAGAUCUCUCCUCAGUACAUCUGGGAGUGAAGUUCAGCUGUCGUUUCACGCUGCGGGAGAUUCAGGAGCGGUGGUAUGCUCUACUGUAUGACCCAGUCAUAUCCAAGCUGGCAUGGCAGGCCAUGAGGCAGCUCCACCCUGAGGCCAUCGCCGCCAUUCAGAGCAAAGCUCUGUUCAGCCAGGGCGAGGAGGCUCUGCUUGCCAAGAUUAGCUCUAACAGUCAGCCAAAACUGGAGGUUUUCCAGGACUUGCUGAAUAAGCACCCCAAUGUUUUCUAUCCAUCUCGUACUGCUAAGAGUUUACUGGUGCACUGGCAGCUUCUCAAACAGUAUUACUUACUGGACGACCAAAGUGUUCAGCCGCUUCCCAAAGCAGAUCAGGUUCUUAAUUUCUCAGAUGCUGAGCAGAUGGUUGAUGACUCCAAACUAAAGGAUAGCAGAGAUGAAGUACUGGAGCACGUCCCUGUUCUGUCUAUAGAGUUGAUGGUUGCAGAUCGGCACCAGAAGCGAGAGAUCAGGCAGCUGGAGCAGGAGCUGCCCCGCUGGCAGGUUUUAGUAGACAGCAUCACUGGUAUGAACUCACCAGAUUUUGAUAACCAGACGUUAGCUGCAUUAAGAGGGCGCAUGGUCCGAUACCUUAUGAGGUCCAGAGAGAUCACCCUUGGUCGUGCCACAAAGGACAAGCAGAUAGAUGUGGAUCUUUCUUUAGAGGGACCAGCAUGGAAAAUCUCCAGGCAGCAGGGGAUCAUCAAGCUCAAAAACAAUGGCGAUUUCUUCAUUGUGAACGAGGGCCGUAGACCGAUCUAUAUCGAUGGCAGACCAGUUCUGACCGGCAACAAAUGGAAACUCAAUAACAACUCUGUGCUGGAGAUUGCAGGCCUUCGCUUCGUGUUCCUCAUAAACCAGGAGCUGAUCUCUCUCAUCAAAGCCGAGACAGCCAAGAUGAACCAGCAGUGAUUCGCAAUGUGCACAUGUUUAGUCAGCUCAGGACUUGUGCAGUGCAUGUCUGAACAGGAGAAUGGACUGCUGACUCGGUAGAUUGCCCUGAAGGCAAACAUUCUAAUAGUGGAAAGGUUAUAAGGACUUCCAGACACUCGAUGAUCAGAGCUAUAACAGAGGAUUUGGACUACAGGCUCAGUUCACAAUUUUCAUAUUAUAGUAGGGUAAAACUGCACAAUAUAGCCAGUAUUGUCAUGUAGCCAAUAUGGACACAUCACUUUGAAAAACUAACAGAGAUGUAUAUUAAUGUUUGUUUGAUUUUGUGUUGGUAUAAGUGUUGCUGUUUGAAUUAGGUUUUAGGCCAUGGUGUAAUCUUUACACAGCUCUUUGUUCCUUCAGAAAAAAUGGAUGACAAAGCUACCAUUUUAAAAUAGUCAUUUGAAUAUAAAAAGCAACAGCUAAACUUCCCUGUGUGUUAAUUUACCUAUCGGAAAGUUUACUUUUAAACCCUCAGGACAAAACUAACUAUUGUAAUCUUCAUUGCUGUAUUAGCCUUUGCGGUACUGAAAUCGCAUGAUCUCUUUAACAAACCACUGUUUUGUCUUAUGUUCAUAAUUCUGAGUGAUCAGGAAGUUGCCAGGUUGUUUUGUUUUAUGAAUUGUGGCGUUGACAUGAUUACAAAAAACAAGAUUAUGGAAAAAAUGAACGCAGGCCCGUUGUUAAUUGUGGUAUAUUACAGGAUGCAUCGAUAAAAGAAUUAGUAAUUACUUAAAUAUAGGAUAAAUAAAGUAAGAAGGGCAAUGCGAAAAAAUAUUAAGUUGCCAAAAAUCUUUUACGGGCCAGAGCACUAUUAAGAACACUGUACUGUAGUAACCAUUCAUGCAAAUAUCUAAUCAUCCAAUUGUGGCAGCCAUGCAGUGCAUAAAAUCAAGCAGAUGCAGGCCAGCAGCUUUGGGUGAUGUUCUCCUUUUUUAUUAGAAUGGGGAAUAAAAUGUGAUCUUGGA